UUGGCGAUGCUAUCGGUCCAUGAUGUAGCUAACGCAGCGGCACAGCAGCACCUGGGCACAGAAUAAAGAGAUGUGGCAGCUCCGGGGGAGUAGUGCUUUUUUGCAAAGGGAAUACUCUGGCGCAGUCACCGUUUUUGCGGAAAUGAAAAUACAUGGAGUCAUUUGAGAGCCAUGCGUUUUCCCCCACACUUGGCAGGCAGGUAUUUUCCUACAGCCGGGCAGGCGUCGCUCUGGAGAAGCGUCCUUUCACUUGGCACCGCCGCUGCCUGCUGAUCUAGCAUGAAUGCUCCGUCUAUCUGUCUGUGCAUUUAUGUGUAGAAGGAAACCUUGAGGAUUUUUUAUUCUAUUCCAUGAAUUGGCCUUUAGCCGCCUUAUGGAGGGUGCACACACGUCCCUCCCCCAUAAGUCAAAACCUCCAGACCUAAACUCUGAAGGGACUGUUGGGUGUUAGCUGAUAUUUCCUUAAUAAAAGAUAAGAGAGAGGGGGCAGUUGACAUUUCCUCUUCAACUCACCAUUAACCUGGCGUCUUUGAAGUGUGCUGUGCCCCAUUUUUCUUUCUCGUUUUGUCUUGUAGGCAUGUAAAAAAAAAAAAAAAAAAAAAAACUUUAGCCAUAUACUUAUCAGCAGGAUAAAGGAUGUGGACGAGCUCUUCUGACAGAGGACCAACCCAGGACUGUCACACCACACCAGCUGUGUGUUGCUGUGGACGGAGCAGAGAGCUUUAACACCCUCCCCACCAACCCCAACCCCAACCUCGGCUGGCCACCACCAGACCUGACGGAUUCCCAUCCACCGUGGGAAUCCGAAGCAGCUUUUCUACUCGUACUCCAACCCACUGUGAGGACCUAACAGCUUUGUGUCUGCCCCUGCUGUAUUGUGUUUUGCGAGCUUGUCCGUCUGUGAGCGUGUUUUUUUUUUUUUUUUUUUUGGACCAGCACUCUGCCAGUCAUGACAAGGCACUUCUGCGGUCUGCCAACUCUCGGCCGAGCAGUGUCUUUUCUGGAGUGGACCUAGGCAGAACUAAUAAACGUGCUCAUGUGCAGAGUGUGUUAAAAAAACAAAAAAACACUCCUCGUUCAUUGGAGUCCUCACACCAAGGACCCUCAGUUUACUCUAGAAUAAAAAAAAAGAAAAAAAAAGACGCUGAUGAGAGAUUGUUGCAGGAUACCAAGCACUGUCGUCUUGGGCAGAUACUCUUGCAACCACGUCCCUUCGUCCCGUUUGAACCUGUUACCUGGUGUUAGCCGUUCCCCCGUUUUACCAAAACCCUUCCUACCCUUUUUGACCAUGCACUGAAGACUGAACUGGAAGCCUUAGCGAGAGUAACGUUUACACGGAGCCAUGCCUGUCAGGAAAAAAGACACAGCUCGAGCCCUGGGGCUUUUGGAGGAGUACUGCACUAAACUGAGGAUGCCAGAGGAGCAGCAACUCAAAACUGCCAUUCAGAGAGUGAUGGGGAUUUUCAGGAGCAACCUGUUUGAAGCCCUUCUUGAUAUCCGGGAGUUCUAUGAAGUGACGCUGUUAAACUCACAGAAGAGCUGUGAACAAAAGCUGGAGGAGAUCAACCACAUGGCAGACAAGUGGGAGAAGAGUGUUUCUGUACAAAACUCUGCCUGUGUGAGGGAGGAGCAGAGGGAGCAAAACAGCUCACCACCCAGUGGGACGGACCGAGGAGAGAGCAGUGCCAGGACUUCUGAGAACAGGCCACCAGCAAUACAGGGAUCAUCCCACAACGGCCAGUCCCCACCCUGCAUGACCCCUGCCUUGAUGAACGCUCCCUGGCAGUAUCACUACCAAGAAGACGACUCCCCGCCCCUUGACCAAGGAUUCCCGCGGCUGACCAACGAGGUGCGCGCCCCGGAGCUCGUGCACGUGUCCGAGAAGAACCUGUCCGAGAUCGAGAAUGUGCACGGCUUCGUGUCGCACUCCCACAUCUCUCCUCUCAAGCCUGCACUGGUUACCCGUUUUGAUCUUGCAUACCCGGGUGUGACCACAGCAAACUACAUGGCCAGCCCCGCUCCGAUAAUCGUCAACACAGACACGUUGGACUCAGUUCCCUAUGUCAAUGGCACUGAAAUUGAAUAUGAGUUUGAGGAAAUCACUCUGGAAAGGGGUAACUCAGGGUUGGGCUUUAGCAUCGCCGGAGGGACGGAUAAUCCGCACAUUGGCGACGACCCCGGCAUCUUCAUCACCAAGAUCAUCCCUGGAGGAGCUGCAGCAGAGGAUGGGCGCCUCAGGGUGAAUGACUGCAUCCUGCGGGUGAAUGAUGCGGACGUGUCUGAGGUGUCCCACAGUAAGGCGGUGGAGGCCCUGAAGGUUGCAGGUUCUAUCGUCCGUCUGUACGUGCGGCGCCGCAGGCCGAUGCUGGAGACCAUAUUAGAGAUCAAACUCAUCAAAGGACCAAAAGGACUUGGCUUCAGUAUUGCGGGAGGAGUUGGAAACCAGCACAUCCCUGGAGACAACAGCAUAUACGUCACCAAAAUUAUCGAUGGCGGGGCGGCACAGAAGGACGGAAGACUACAAGUUGGAGACAGAUUAUUAAUGGUGAACAGCUACAGCCUGGAGGAAGUUUCCCAUGAAGAGGCUGUGGCCAUUUUGAAGAAUACACUGGACGUGGUGUACUUGAAGGUGGGGAAGCCCACCAGUGUCUACCUAUCAGAUCCCUAUGGGCCUCCUGAUAUCACACACUCUUUCUCUCCUGUCAUGGAAAAUCAUAUCUCUUCCCCCAUCAAUAGUGGCACUCUGGAGUACAAGUCUUGCCUGCCGCCUAUCUCCCCCAGGAGUUAUUCCCCCCUCCCUAAGCACUUACUUGGGGAAGAGGAUAUGAACAGGUUGGAAGUUUUUUCUCUCUUACGAAAUCCCUCGCUAGAUGAUGGGGAGGGUCACAGGUUUGAUUCCCAGCUCUUCCAGUUGAGGCCUGCAGAGCCAGUUUACAGCACUGUGAACAAAGCGCCUUCCCCCCGACACUAUUCCCCUGUGGAGUGCGACAAAAGCCUCCUUCACUCAGCCCCCCUCCCUAACUAUCACUUAAGCCUGUUCCCUGAGUCGGACGUCGCCAGGGAACCCAGGAAGGUUGUGCUUCACAAAGGCACCACGGGCCUGGGCUUCAACAUCGUGGGCGGCGAAGAUGGCGAGGGCAUCUUCGUCUCCUUCAUCCUGGCGGGAGGGCCCGCCGACCUGAGUGGAGAGCUGAGGCGAGGCGACCAGAUCUUAUCGGUUAAUGGCACCGACCUGCGAGGAGCCACACAUGAACAAGCAGCAGCAGCACUGAAAGGAGCAGGACAGGUGGUCACCAUCGUUGCUCAGUACAGACCAGAAGAAAUUACUCUAUGUUCACCGCGACGAGCCCCCUCUCCUGCACCAGAGUAUGGGCGUUUUGAGGCCAAAAUCCAUGACCUGCGGGAACAGAUGAUAAACCACAGCAUGAGCUCUGGGUCAGGAUCUCUGCGAACCAAUCAGAAGAGAUCGUUGUAUGUGAGGGCGUUGUUUGACUAUGAGAAGUCAAAGGACAGCGGACUGCCCAGCCAAGGCCUUAGCUUCAGGUAUGGGGACAUUCUCCACGUCAUCAAUGCCUCAGAUGAUGAAUGGUGGCAGGCACGCCGGGUUACCCUCCAUGGGGACAGUGAUGAAAUGGGCGUCAUCCCCAGCAAGAAACGGGUUGAAAGGAAAGAGCGUGCUCGUUUAAAGACCGUGAAAUUCAAUGCCAGGCCUGGGUCCUUUGAUUCAAAAGGGUCAUUCAAUGACAAACGUAAAAAGAGUUUCAUCUUUACACGAAAGUUCCCAUUCUACAAGAACAAAGAUGGUGAGCAGGAUGGCAGUGAUUCAGACCGGAGUCAAGAGGAAGUGAUUCUUUCAUAUGAGCCUGUGAUCCGGCAAGAAAUUAAUUAUGCCAGACCCGUAAUAAUCCUCGGGCCAAUGAAGGACAGAAUCAAUGAUGACCUGAUAUCAGAGUUCCCUGACAAGUUCGGAUCUUGUGUGCCACCUGCUAACAGUUCUGGGUACCAAGAUACCACUCGGCCGAAGAGGGACUACGAGGUGGACGGCAGAGACUACCACUUCGUCAUGUCCAGGGAGCAGAUGGAAAAGGACAUCCAAGAGCACAAGUUCAUUGAGGCAGGACAGUACAACGAUAACCUGUAUGGAACAAGCGUCCAGUCAGUCAAAUAUGUCGCAGAGAGGGGUAAACACUGCAUCCUGGAUGUGUCAGGAAACGCCAUCAAACGACUACAAGUAGCACAACUUUACCCAAUUGCCAUAUUGAUAAAACCGAAGUCUGUUGAUUCGUUAAUGGACCUGAAUAAGAGACUGACGGAGGAACAAGCCAGGAAGACGUUCGACAGGACGAUGAAGCUGGAGCAGGAGUUUGGUGAAUAUUUUACAGCGCUGGUCCAAGGAGACACCUUAGAGGACAUUUAUAACCACUGCAAACAGGUCAUAGAGGAACAUUCAGGACCCUAUAUCUGGAUCCCCUCGAAGGAGAAACUAUAAUAAUUCAUCACCCUGGAAAGGAGUCUGGACUGCUAGGAACUAGUAAUAAGCUGUAACAUAUAACUGUGUGGUGAUGAAUAGUCUUGAUAAAUACCUAUUGUGAAUAUCUUUUUUUUUUUUUUUUUUAUUAUUAUUAUUAUUAUUAUUUCGUUGCUUCAUUUUUUUCACUCAAUAUGAAUGUUCCUGAAUGUACACCACAUGAUGCUAGGGCAUUUCAAGUCUGGAAACAUGAACCCUUUGCGUAUUAUUUUUUAUUAUUAUUAUUUUUAUUAUUUAUUUAAACAAAAAACAAAAACAAAAAAAGGAACAGAAAAAUGUGUUGAAAACUAAAUAAAUGCGGGGCAUGUAUCCAUAUCGGUACCGUGUGGAGUCAGAAAAAGGGGUGAAAGGUGGCCCACGCGGUGCCAGAUGCAUUUGAUUUGCCUGCACAGGAAGUAAAGUAGGAACUCGACUGCAACACCCUCACCCACGCUUCACACUGCACCUAGCGAAUAAUCAAAUCGACUCCAAUGUUUCGUCCAGGUUUUUGUAUCUGUGCGUCCCCAACACUGCUUUGCUUUGUGUUUGUUUACUUUGUCAUUUCUCCCUGGAAUGAGAUUAUUUUUUUCUCUCUCUCUGAUACGACAAUGAACAUUUAUGAAAAAAAAAAAAAAUGUUUUAUUCACUGUAAGAUUUUGAAGUUGUUUUUUUAUUAUUAUUUAAAAGCGGAGAUUACUCAUUCAGCUGUUGUACUGACAAGUAAAGGGAGGGAGCGGCUAUAUAAGCAACAGAAAUGUAACACUAUAUUUUGCUACUUAAAUUGAUAAAGGGCACACAAGCACAGAAUUAUUUAUUAUUGAAAAUAUAACUUUGAUUAAAGGCAUUUGAGUGAUGUAGUGUGUUGUGACUGUGUUGAGAUGGAUGGGAACGCUGCGGAAAAAUGAUGUUUGAGGUUCACAUUUGGACUAGAGAGGGUGGUCGAGUAGUGACUACAUGUAUAACUGCAAUAUUUUAAAUCAUAUUUUAGGACUAAUAAUAGGGGCAGUGAAGAGUAAGGGUUUAUGUGGGUUUUAGGGUUUAUAAAAAAAAAAUGUAGAAAUAGUAAAACUGCAAUACUAAGACUUGAAAUCAAAUUAAAUUGGGAAAAAUUAUAGAUGGAAGAUAUUAACAUUUUUCUGGAACACAGCAGAGAGGUACUGGUUCAGAUGAUGAAGUAAAAUGUACCUAAUACAAAAGGUUCAACGACAUUGAUUUACAGCUUGGUGAGACCCAUUGCAGUUGAAAUCAGUACAUAUUUUUAUCAUUCAGCGACUCUUUGUUGAGAAAUACUGAAACAAGGAGGAAAUAUUCUAGAAACAGUAAAACGUUGGAAGAUUUUACCUUGAUUUCUUUUGAAUACAUCUGACACAUCACUUCCAUCUAUAGCUCAUUAUUAGCUCUGCUAUCUCAAAAUGUGUGAAACUGUCCUUAAAUUGUCUGGAAGAAUUAAUGAUCAGGCAUAACAUUAUGACCACUGACAGGAGAAAUAAAUAAACCUUGACCAUUCAAUGUUCUGCUGGGAAGCUUUUGGACAUGAUACCUAGACCAGAUGAGGGCCUCCGAUCCCAUAGCAAUGACACAGACGCACACUAAAAAAAAAUGUGAAAAAUAGCACCAGGUGUUGACCUGGCCUCCAAAUUCACUAGAUUCCAAACUGAUCAAGUAAGUAGUAUGUAGGAGGAUCCACAUCCACUACACAGUAUUAGGAAGGUGGUCAUAAUGUUGUGACUCGGUUCGUGACACAUGUUCGCGGUAGGCACUGUGGAGCUCGGCCUAGAACACCAACUUUCACAGUGGCCUAUUAGAGAGCCUUAGUGACUACAUCAACAGACAUUUUUUUAAUUUUAAGUUAACAUGGUAGGAUUUUAACCAACAUGAGCCAGAUUUUGUGAAAAACUUUAGAAACUCAAUCUGAAGACCAAACAGAAUAGCACGGACAAUCCAGAGUUAGCGCUAAGAAAGUUAGACCACCCGAAAAAUUCUCAUUUUUAUUAGCGGCAGGUGUAGAAAAGGAUGAGCCGGCAUGAUAAAAUAUAUCCUGUAUACGUAGCUGACGUAGACAUUUGCUUUGUAAAGAAUAAAUGAACUUACAUUCUGUUUCAUUUAGCUGCAGAGCCACUGUUAGAUUCCACAUGACGGCACUUUGUGAGGGACAUUUAUAUAUUCUGGUCUUCCUAAUAUUUGACGUAGCAUGUUUUAUCCAGUGUGAUAUCAAGUAAACAUAGUAGUAACAUUGAUUGCUCUGUAUUAUUCUGAUCAAUGGGAAUAAGUGCACUUAUUCAUUGUUUUGGUAUAAUGACAUUUGGCACUUUAUUAAUAAUAAUAAUAAUAAUAUAGCAAUGAGCAAAGCUUUUAAAGUAAAUCCAAUCCAGUGAUUACUGUUUAAGACGCACUUGAACACCAUUCCUAAAACUAGUCUGAAGUUAGAAGAGGCUAUUUUUAUGCUCAGCCACAACCUAAUAUUUGUCCCGCCCCUAAUUAUGAGCUGGUUACGAUUUGAAGUUGACUGAGAGGCAAAUAUUUUUUAGCACCAAUAUGUCUGGAUCAACUUUAAAUUUUAUUUUCUGUUUAUUUUUUUGCCACCAUGUUUGUUUCAGAUUAUUUUGCAGAUUUUCCAUAAUGGAUUGGACACCACUUGCCUUAAGAUCAUAUAAUUUACUUUUUAUCAGACAUGGAAGCAUAUUUGUCCUUUGAGAACGUUUUUAUUUAAUCUUCCUUCACAACGGCAAAAUCUAAAACUUAAGGAACGUGUUGUCGUACUUAGGGUGUUGAUGACGUGUAGUGGCAGAUUUAAAUAAAGCGGGAUAUUGUUUCUAUCUUAAAAUGUGAGGCAGCAACCAGAUCAUUCCAACAACACAAAUUCAUUGUGGACAAUACGUUUGGUUUUGUUUUGUUUUGUUUGUUGUUCUUGUUUUUAUUUGUUUGUUUGUUUGUGUGGAAAUGAAAAGGAUGUCUGAUGCAUGUCGCAACUGUGUCCUCUUUCCUGUGGAUGCGCAAACUUUCAGCGCAGAGACGGCACUGAGGUACCUGCUGUGUUUUGAGACGUGAUCAAUCUGCAGAUUAGAAUCCUUCAAUCUGUGUCUAUUUUAAACCCGAAUAAAAACAUGUUGUAAGAGA
Molecule: messenger RNA, 7624 nt
Organism: Mugil cephalus (flathead mullet)
Lineage: Eukaryota; Metazoa; Chordata; Actinopteri; Mugiliformes; Mugilidae
Gene: dlg2
Product: discs, large homolog 2 (Drosophila)
Exons: 30
Coding region: 1343-4489 (1048 amino acids)
Biological process (GO): chemical synaptic transmission
Cellular component (GO): neuron projection; neuromuscular junction; postsynaptic density membrane
Molecular function (GO): kinase binding
Source: RefSeq, a predicted model, not a curated record